CUCCCUCUCUCUCCCUCUCUGCUGUAUAAGUACAGAUCUGUGAUGGAGACCCCAUCACACCGCAGUUCACUUUUACGCAGAGGAGAUGAGCGCCCGGAUAGCGAAAUCCAACCCGGCCAUGAAACUGAUCGUGCUCUUUACAGCUUCUCUUUCCUGGGCCUUCCAGCAGCAGGCCGUACCGCCGAAGUACCAGUACCGCGACCCUGUCACAUCUGACCUCCUAAUGUGCGACCAGUGCCCUCCCGGUACGGCCAUGAAACGACACUGCACAGCCGACACGCCAACAGAGUGCCAGGCCUGCCCUGAGAAGCAUUUUGCAGAGAACUGGCACUGGGGGGAUACAUGCCAGUACUGCACGUCGGUUUGUAAGGAGAGGCAGCUUGUCAAGCAGCAGUGCAACAGCACUCAUGACCAGCUGUGUGAGUGUGCUCCAGGUUUCCACCUAGUGGUAGAGUUCUGCAUCACACACAGUACCUGUCCACCUGGCUAUGGAGUGACAGCCUCAGGUACGCCGGUGAGUGACACAGUAUGUAAACGCUGUCCCGCUGGUCAUUUCUCCGCCAGCGACUCCUCCACCGAGCCGUGUCAGCCCCACAGAAACUGCUCAGAUUUGGGCUUGAAGACACUCAGAUGGGGCACGUCCACUUCAGACAGUCUCUGUGACAAGACGGUGACGCUGGAGUGCUCUCAGGAUCACACUCUGUGCCACAGUGAUGUGAUCCUUUGUGAGGAGGCAGUCUAUCAGUCACUCUCCUCGCUGCGACUGUCCUCGGUGCCCCUGGAGCGGCUGUUGGAGAGUCUUCCCGGCCGGAAGGUGGAUCGUAAGAGCCUGGAGAGGCUGAAGAAGGCCUGCACUCCCCAGCAGCAGGUCCUCCAGCUGCUGCGACUGUGGAGGGAGCAGAACAAAGACCAGGACAAGCUGUACGGCAUCAUACAAGGUGUGAACCACUGUGAGAGGAAAGUCUCCCGCUGCAACAGCCUAAAAAACCUGACCCUAGAUGACCUAAUGAAGGUCGCCAACAGCCUGCCGGGGGUCAAAGUCAAGCAGGAGGAUGUCCGGUCUGUGGUCUCCACCUGCCUGCCCAGGCAGUACACCCUGCAGCUUCUUCACCUCUGGAAGACAGCAAACUAUGACCUGGAUCUAGCUAAAGGUCUGUCCCACAGUCUAAGGGUGAUGCGCAGCCAGGGGGCACCGCGCUACCUGCUGAAAGGCUUGAAGAAGAUCAGCCGCAUCAUAGGAACCACCUCGGCGCACAAGAUGUAUGAGAAGAUGUUUGUUAGUAUGCUUCAGGAUGAGUCGUGUUUUAAGGCUCACAAGCCCUUAAAUGAAUAGAGAACUGCGAGGUAAUAAACAGACCCUAAGGCGUUGUCACACAGUAAGCACACAAACAGAAAAAGACACACACACUUAGUGAGCAGGAGGAUAAAUGUAUGUGAAAGAGUAACAGACAUGGGUCACAUGAUAAUGUCAGGUCCUUUAAGAUAUCACCAAAUGAUAUCAAGCUAUGCAUAUAGUACCUAGAGGUAUUUUGUCUAACUGUAAUGUGGGAAGGUAAAUUCUUCUUUGCCUCUCUGGUUUUCUGUUGAAAUCCUGUUCCAAAAUGAGGACAUUUUGAUUAUAUGAGGUAACAAGAGACUCUAAUAAAUUCACCCUCAGUCUACAGUAUCGGUCUGCAGCGAUGAAUCUAAUAAGCCUUAAAAGAAAUCUUAAAAAACUGUCACACAUCAGUGUACUCCAGGCAAACCGAAACAAAAAGUAUAAAAAAAUGUUUCCGGGGAACUUUUUGACCAGAGUCUGUGAAAAAAUGAAAAACUAUUUAAGAUGUAAAUAGCACACUAUUUUAUGGAAGAUAGGCUGGCAGAUGUUGUGUUUUUUAUUAUUGUUGCUUUCUCGCUGAUUGAGAGGAAGGAUUUGGUUUCAUAAUGAAAUACAUGUAUUUUCUACAGUUUUCCUUUGUUUGUUGGUUUGUAUUGGACUGCUGGCAAGUAAAGCUCAUCUGAUUUUUUUUUUUAAUUGUCAGCUUUAUGAAUGUACAAAGGAGUGCAAUGUGUUUUCUAUUUAAAAAAAAAAUUUACUUGCUGAAUAUGUAAAGGCUUGUUUUUAUUACUUUAUCUGAAAUACUGGAUUCCAAAUGCUGCAAGUUAAUGAAGUGAUAUUUGUUUUAUAUUUUGUUUUAUCACUUUUAUAUUAAUAAAUGUAUGAUCUUUAUUGUAUAUAUGCCUGACUGGUCCCCUUUAAGCUUGUAUAACUUGUGAACACUAAUGUCAAAUGAUCUGAUUA
Molecule: messenger RNA, 2281 nt
Organism: Chelmon rostratus (copperband butterflyfish)
Lineage: Eukaryota; Metazoa; Chordata; Actinopteri; Chaetodontiformes; Chaetodontidae
Product: tumor necrosis factor receptor superfamily member 11B-like
Exons: 6
Coding region: 86-1333 (415 amino acids)
Molecular function (GO): protein binding
Source: RefSeq, a predicted model, not a curated record